UGACCUCUGGCUCUAACCACUUUGAUCAGCUUUGGUCUAUUUCAAAGAGAUGGGGUUGUUAUCGCUUUUUCGUGCUGGUGUGUUUACAGAAGCAUUGCUGGGUGCUGGGUGUUUUUCCAAAAAGGUCAGUUGAGCUUUGAGGCGAAAACAAUUUUUUCGCUUUGAUGAGCAAUGAAUUUGAGAACGAGAAAACAGUGUGAAGAAAAUAGUUGAUAGCAUUUUACCAAGAGAAUGACAGAAAGCAAGUUAAUAGAGGUCGAAGCAGUUGAUGCUAAGAACCAGGAGCCUUCUUCUUUGCACCACAAGCGUAAAAUAUAUCGCCAGGAGCAGGAAAAGAAACGUAAAGUGCUCAAGAAAGUGAACUUCGAGAGAAAUCUUGCAGAAAUAGAUAUCAACGAUGGAGAGAUAGACCUUCCUCGAAAGAAAUUUUACAGACAGAGAGCCCAUUCCAAUCCCUUUUCAGACCACCAGCUAGAGUACCCUGUGUCUCCCUCACACAUGGACUGGUCUAAAUUGUACCCACAUUACUAUGAUUCUACCAACAAUAAAAUGACCAGAGAAGUGACAAUUGCUGAUAUAGGCUGUGGUUUCGGUGGUUUGAUGAUCCAAUUAUCUUCAGAAUUCAAUUCCAAGCUAAUCUUGGGGAUGGAGAUCAGACUACAAGUCACAGAAUAUGUCGAGGACCGUAUAUUAGCUUUGAGAACCAAACACCUCAACGAGCCUAUAAAUAAUUACCAAAAUAUUUCUGUAUUAAGAGGAAACGCAAUGAAGUUUUUGCCAAAUUUUUUCAAAAAGAGCCAAUUAGAGAAAAUAUUUUUCUGUUUCCCUGAUCCUCAUUUUAAGCAAAGAAAACACAAAGCGAGAAUUAUUUCUUCUACAUUAUUAAGUGAGUACGCUUAUUGCUUGAAAGAAAAUGAUGGUAUAGUGUAUACAAUUACCGAUGUUUUAGAUUUACAUAACUGGAUGGUCAAACAUCUCGAUGAGCAUCCAUUAUUUCAAAGAUUGUCAAAGGAUUGGGAAGAUAGCGACAGAUGCGUUCAAAUAAUGAUCAAUUCAACUGAAGAAGGUAAAAAAGUCGAAAGAAAUAAAGGUGACAAGUACGUAGCCUGCUAUAGAAGAAUUCCAAACCCAUGUUAGUUUAUAUUAUUUAUCUAUUUAUUUUCGGAUUGAAUGUCUUUAUAUACCUUGAUUAAUGUAUCGCAAUUUUGUGUAGUCAAUUGGAACGCUUCUUUAUAUAACUGUAUCAUUUCACGCAAUACUUGUUCUUUUGUCUUAGUACCAGAACAGAUAUUUUUCAAU
Ascoidea rubescens DSM 1968 is the source of this 1299-nucleotide messenger RNA. It is a transcript of the gene TRM8, whose product is annotated as tRNA (guanine46-N7)-methyltransferase. The transcript has a single exon. Gene Ontology annotation, molecular function: tRNA (guanine(46)-N7)-methyltransferase activity. The record is from RefSeq and is a predicted model, not a curated record. Gene Ontology annotation, biological process: RNA (guanine-N7)-methylation; tRNA methylation. The annotation marks the transcript as partial. Gene Ontology annotation, cellular component: tRNA methyltransferase complex. Lineage: Eukaryota; Fungi; Ascomycota; Saccharomycetes; Ascoideales; Ascoideaceae.